Molecule: messenger RNA, 1941 nt
Organism: Stereum hirsutum FP-91666 SS1
Lineage: Eukaryota; Fungi; Basidiomycota; Agaricomycetes; Russulales; Stereaceae
Exons: 2
Coding region: 1-1941 (646 amino acids)
Source: RefSeq, a predicted model, not a curated record
AUGGAGUCUGUCGAGUGGCCCCCGAAUAUCAUUACUGGUCCCUUAGACCUUCACCAGAAUUAUCAGUCGCCUCUACUCACUGUGCCUCCAGAGAUCCUUUCCAACAUAUUCAUCUUUCUGAUCGACAUAGCCCCUCUAUCCAAAAGAAGUCGAUCCUACUGGGACAUUGGUCGCGUGAAACAAACCUCGAGUUCGAAUGGCUGGCUGGGAUGGAUCGUCAUCACUCACGUCUGCCGUUACUGGCGUCAAGUAGCCAUCGAGACUCCUGCCUUGUGGACACAGAUUUCGUUCGUCAUCGGACGGCAGUGGAUGCUCGAGAUGAUGAGAAGGGCGAAGCAGGCUCCGGUCACCAUCAGAUAUCCAGGAGGUUCUAAUGUGCCCGAUGUUGAUCUCAUCCAAUAUGUUCGCGACAAUAUCUCCCACAUUCGAACACUCGACAUGUCAUUUGGCUUGGACGAGGGAAUGGACCCACCUCUCUCAUCGUGCACAUCGUGCACUCGUCGCCCGGCCUCGAUUCUUACCCAUCUUCGCUUGUUGUCGUAUUCGUUCCAAGGCAUCGCUACUCCUGUCGACCUGUUUGCGCUCGAAGCACCUCAGCUGCGUUCGAUUGACCUACAGGGUAACUUUCGAAUUGAUUGGUCGAGAGGUGCUUUAGGUUCAGGAUUCAGUGGUCUUCAAGAAUUGCACGUGACCCUGAAGGAAUUUGACCCCGCCCCCUUCAGCCUUCUUCCGCCUCACGUUCGGGACAUGUUGCCAUCCUUGAACCAGCUUCUCGACGUACUGGAACGUUUGCCGCAUCUUAAAAGACUGCGUCUCAGCCACGCAAUCCCUGCAGUACAGUCUUACGACCUCACCCAGCAUAUCGGCGCUCGUACCGUCCACCUCCAUCAUCUCUCAGACCUAUUUCUUAGCGGAGGCGUCAUCGAAUGUAUCUCUCUCCUUCGUUCUCUUCAAUAUCCCGUCACGACAGAAUUGGGCAUGUCCUGUGGCGGUAGCAUGUCCGAUCUGCCACUCAUCUACCCCGUGCUUGCGGCCCAUGUUGCAAGGUACGACGAGGCUCAUGGGACACGGUCUCGAGAGAAGAAGUUAGACCUGUCCAUAUCGUAUGGCUUCCCCCACAUCGCCUUGACUCCUUGUGAUUACCGCUAUUCGUCACUGUGCAGCGUCAAUUUCCCCACCGUCACAGCGCACGUCACGACGCGACAGUACGAAAUUUUCAAGGCCUUCAUGGCCUCCAUCGACGUCGCGGACGUUGUAACGCUCAACGUGACGAAACUGAAUUGUCUGAGGGGUCCCGAGGAUUGGGUUGGCCUUUUUGCGAGGGUAUCUAAUGUCCGGACCAUCAAUUUCGAGACUGCGAAACCUAAGCAUUUUGCUGGCGCGCUCCUCUCGAUGUUGCUUUCCGGACAGUCGAUGGCGGACAAUGCACCAACGACUACUACCACUGCCGAUGCCACCGCGCAACCCUCCUCGACGCCCCCAGUGACAUGCCUCUUCCCUUCCCUCACCUGCCUUUCCUUCGCGCGUAUCAACUUCUUCCGACACGAACAGGAAGGCCACGAGUUCCUCGUGGACCUAGUGCGGACCCUCGGGUUUUGCCAGCAAUUCGGAAUGUAUUCAGUCCUGGAGGAAGUUUACUUUGAGGAUUGUACGUUGACGAGAGUGGAGGUGGAUGCAUUUCGAGGCGUGGCGAAUAAGGUGGAGUGGUGGAGGGACGACGAGAGGUAUGAGGGUCUUAGUGAAGAUGAGGAUUCAGGCGAUACGGACGACCCUUGUUUCCUGAUUGCUGAAGAUGAGAGUAUACCACGAAAGAAGGGGGACGAACAGCAACAACCCAAAAGUUUUGGAUAUGAAACAGACGUCGAAGCUCGAGCGUGCAAAGGGAUUAAAAGAACGAGCUCUACUGCCCAAUUUUGUAUGAAGGUACCCCCGCAAGUAUGA